Messenger RNA from Ostreobium quekettii, 417 nucleotides. The record is from the annotation of a GenBank genome assembly. NCBI's taxonomy places the organism in Eukaryota, Viridiplantae, Chlorophyta, Ulvophyceae, Bryopsidales, Ostreobiaceae.
AUGCAAGGGGUGGCCUGGGUGCUUGUAAAUCGCCCAUCGCACAAGAGGCCAGAAGGAAUCUAUUUGGAUUCCUAUGGAAUCUAUGGUGACAAUCAGUUUUGGUAUAUGCUGCUGUGCCUAGCAGCCCUUGAAGCAUGGCUGCAGCCUCCCAUCGCUGACAACACAUAUGGCGAGGACAUUGUGCUUAAGGCCAAUGACUGGCAUGCGUCCCUUGUGCCUGUCUGCAUGGGAGCUAAGUAUCGGCCAGGGGGAGUCUACCUAGUUGCCAGGAGCAUCUUGGCGAUCCACAGCUGGAGGCACCAGAGGGUCAGGUCAGCUGGACAUCUGCAAGGAUUGAUGUUUUGCGCACACCAGCCCAUGCCAUUGAUGCCAACAAUAGGAUCGCUGGGUGCAGUCUUCGAUAUCAGUUCACUCUGA